ACAUAAAUUUACCAUCUGGUUUAAUAAAAUCGGCUCAGUGCGUCAUUCGCAAUAACAAUAUUACAAUGCCGCAAGCGUUAAUAAUUGCAGUUGUAAUUGCACUACUAAAUCCAAUUAGUCGACAUAACGUCGAGGGUGGUUUCACAGAAGGCGCCCCUUGCAGCUCCAGGAACACUGCAUAUCUCAACCCGUCAAAAGCGCUUUUUCCCUCGGAUCCGGUAAAAUGUGUCGACAUAACAGGAAUGGGAAAAUCACUCGUGUUUCACGAACAGUGGCCGAUACAGCAAGCCGACACCCUUUACGCUGACCACAUGGACCUGACAAGAAUAAAUCGCACAAUAUUUACAUUCAUGCCUAAUUUAGAAUUGGUCGAUUUUACUGGAAAUAGAAUCCGGAGAAUUCCAAUGUACAUAAGUGGCAUUAUUCCAAAAUUGACGACGUUUCUUUUAGCCAAGAAUAGGGUUCGCUUACCAAAACAGAGACCUCUUAUGAAAUCAAACACUGUGAAGACGUUGAUGUUGAGCCAUAAUAAAAUUAGAGCUUUGCAAACGAUGACAUUUACCAAAUUACCAUCUUUACGAGUUCUCUAUUUGGACAGUAAUUAUCUUCAAUUUAUAACUCCAAUAAUGUUUCGUUCCUUAAUUAACCUCAGAUAUUUACAUUUAGGAAACAAUCUAUUGAAACAAGUGCCUUCGAAAAGUUUGAUGCCUAACUCCUUAAGUGUUUAUAUUGUUAAAGGCAAUAAGUUGGAACGCAAAAAGAAAAUUAAAUCGCAAAUUAAUUAAUGUAAUAAUUUUGGUUUUUACAGAAACAUAAUUAAAUUGUGAAUCUAAUACUAGAAAAUAUUAUUUUUAUUUGUUAGAAACUAGUAAAUGUAAGACAAUAAAAAGUAGUUUCGAAAUA
This is a messenger RNA of Tribolium madens (black flour beetle), 903 nucleotides long. Its product is annotated as leucine-rich repeat-containing protein 15-like. The transcript has 2 exons. The coding region runs from base 66 to 785 and encodes 239 amino acids. The record is from RefSeq and is a predicted model, not a curated record. Gene Ontology annotation, molecular function: protein binding. NCBI's taxonomy places the organism in Eukaryota, Metazoa, Arthropoda, Insecta, Coleoptera, Tenebrionidae.